CGCCGCGCCCGGGCACGCUGCAGCGCCCGGCCCUGCCACGGGCCCGCGGAGCCGCGAUGGACCGGUACCGGCCCCGGCCCCCCCCCCCCGCCGCUGCUGGUGCUGCUGCUGCUGCUCCGCGCCCCGGCACCGGGCUCCGCGCAGGCAGUGUGCGCGGGGACGCUGAACGGGCUGAGCGUGACGGGGGACGCGCAGCACCAGUACCAGACGCUGCACAAGAUGUACAACAACUGCGAGAUCGUGAUGGGCAACCUGGAGAUCGUCCUCAUCGACCACACGCAGGACCUGUCCUUCCUGCAGACCAUCCGGGAGGUGACGGGCUACAUCCUGAUCGCCAUGAACGUCUUCGCCUCGUUGCCGCUGCAGAACUUGCGCGUCAUCCGCGGGACGCAGUUCUACGAGGAGAAGUACGCGCUUUUCGUGCUGCUCAACUACAACCCCAACAGCACCCACGCGCUGCGCCAGCUCGGCCUCAACCAGCUCACAGGCGCCCCGUGCCACGAGAGCUGCGGUGGGCACUGCUGGGGGCCUGGCCCUGAGGACUGCCAGAAAUUGACGAAGACCAUCUGUGCCCCCCAGUGCAACGGGCGCUGCUUCGGGCGGGCGCCCAACGAGUGCUGCCACGAGGAGUGCGCGGGGGGCUGCACCGGCCCCCUCCAGACACACUGCUUCGCCUGCCGGCACUUCAACGACAGCGGGGCGUGCGUCCCCCUGUGCCCCCAGCCCCUCAUCUACAACAAACUGACCUUCCAGCUGGAGCCCAACCCCGACACCAAGUACCAGUACGGGGGCAUCUGUGUCCGGAGCUGCCCGCACAACUUCGUGGUGGACCAGAGCUCCUGUGUCCGCGCCUGCCCCAAUGACAAGAUGGAGGUGGAGAAGAAUGGGCUGAAGAUGUGCGAGCCCUGCUCAGGGCUGUGUCCCAAGGCCUGCGAGGGCACCGGCGCCGGCAGCAAGUACCAGACCGUGGACUCCAGCAACAUCGACACCUUUGUGAACUGCACCAAGAUUUUGGGCAACCUGGACUUCCUCAUCACUGGCCUGGAGGGGGAUCCCUGGCGCAACAUCUCGGCGCUGGACCCUGAGAAGCUGAACGUCUUCCGGACAGUGCGGGAGAUCACGGGGUACCUGAACAUCCAGUCCUGGCCCAAGCACAUGCAUAACUUCAGCGUCUUGUCCAACCUCGUCACCAUCGGGGGACGGAGCCUGUACAACCGGGGCUUCUCGCUGCUGAUCAUGAAGACGGAGCACGUGCGCUGGCUGGGGCUGCGCUCGCUGCGCGAGGUGAGCGCGGGCCGCGUGUACAUCACGGCCAACCGGCGGCUGUGCUACCUGCACUCGCUGCGCUCCGCGCUGGGCCGCCGCCGCGCCGACCUGGACAUCCGCGACAACCGGCCCGCGCAGCAAGUGCCCAAGAGGGGGAGGUGUGCGACCCCCCUGUGCUCGGCCGAGGGGUGCUGGGGGCCGGGCCCCGCGCAGUGCCUGUCCUGCCGCCACUACCGCCGCCGCGGCGUCUGCGUGCCCGCCUGCCGCCUCGCGCAGGGGACGCGGGAGUUCGCCCAGGGGGGCGAGUGCUUCGAGUGCCACCCCGAGUGCGCGCUCAUCGAGGGCAACGUCACCUGCAACGGCUCGGGUGCCGACACCUGCACCCGCUGUGCCCACUACCGGGACGGGCCCCACUGCGUGGAGCGCUGCCCCGACGGCGUCCUGGGCGAGCGCGGCCCCAUCUACAAGUACCCCGAUGCCAACCGCGAGUGCCGGCCCUGCCACGAGAACUGCACCCGUGGGUGCCAGGGGCCGCUGCUGCGGGACUGCCUGGGGGAGACCCUGCCGGUCUCCAGGAAAACGCCAACGGUGGUCGCAGUGAUGGUGGUCGGGGGGCUCUUCCUCUCCUGCUCCUGCGUCCUCCUCGCCCUGCUCUACUGGCGUGGCAAGAAGAUCCAGAAGAAGCGGGCGAUGCGGCGCUACCUGGAGCGUGGGGAGAGCCUGGAGCCGCUGGAUCCCAGUGAAAAAGCCAACAAGGUGCUGGCCCGCAUCUUCAAGGAGACGGAGCUGAAGCGGCUGAAGGUGCUGGGCUCCGGCGUCUUUGGGACUGUGCACAAGGGCAUCUGGAUCCCCGACGGGGACUCCAUCAAGAUCCCGGUGAGCAUCAAGGUGAUCCAGGACUGGAGCGGGCAGCAGUCCUUCCACGCCGUCACCGGACGUAAGUCUUGCGGGCACAUGCUGGCCAUUGGCAGCCUGGACCAUGCCUACAUCGUGCGGCUGCUGGGCAUCUGCCCCGGCCCCCAGCUCCAGCUGGUGACGCAGCUGCUGCCGCUGGGCUCCCUCCUCGACUACGUCCGCAAGAACCAGGACAGCAUCAGCCCCCAGCUCCUGCUCAACUGGUGCGUCCAGGUGGCCAAGGGCAUGUACUACCUGGAGGAGCACCGCAUGGUGCACCGCAACCUGGCUGCCCGCAACGUGCUGCUCAAGUCCCCCAGCCAGGCGCAGGUGGCCGACUUCGGCAUCGCCGACCUCCUCUACCCCGACGACAAGAAGUAUUUCUACAACGAGGUCAAGACACCCAUCAAGUGGAUGGCACUGGAGAGCAUCCACUUCGGCAAGUACACGCACCAGAGCGAUGUCUGGAGCUAUGGGGUGACGCUCUGGGAGAUGAUGACGUUCGGGGCUGAGCCCUACGCCGGGAUCCGGCUGGCCGAGGUGCCCGACCUGCUGGAGAAGGGCGAGCGGCUCUCGCAGCCCCAGAUCUGCACCAUCGACGUCUACAUGGUGAUGGUGAAGUGCUGGAUGAUCGAUGAGAACAUCCGUCCCACCUUCAAGGAGCUGGCGAACGAGUUCACCCGCAUGGCCCGCGACCCCCCGCGAUACCUGGUGAUCAAGGAGAGUGGGACCACGCCGUCUGCCGAGCCCCCCACCCUCAGUGACAAGGAGCUGGAUGACAUGGAGACACUGGAGCUGGAGGAGGAGGAGGAGCUGGACGCCUCCUUCGGCCUCACCACUGGGCUCUACCCUCAGCAGCCGCGGGGCAGCUGUGCCCGGAGCCCCAGCCUGCUCAGCCCCCCCGCUGGCUACAUCCCCAUGAACCAGCCUGGCCUCGGCACUGGCCGCCAGGGUGGGGGGUACCGGCCGCCGCGGCGCAGCCGUCAGGAGUCCCUGGGACGGACGGUGUCGGAGUCGUCGGAGGGCCGGGGUACGGCCUCGGAGCUGGACCUGGCUGAGGGGGGGUCUCUGGCUGGGAGCCUCUGCCGCAGCCUGCGCUCGCGGGGGGACAGCGCCUACCUGUCCCAGCGGGAGAGCUUCCCCCCCCCGCCCCCCAGCUCCGAGGGCUCCGAGGAGGAUGCCAACGGCUACGUCACCCCCAACUGCGCCGGACGGGAGCCAGACCCUGCCGGGGGCUCGGUGCUGGAGCCAGAGGAGGAGUACGAGUACAUGAACCGCCGGCCGGGGGGUCCCCCGGGAGCCCCCCCACCCCGGCCGGCCUCGCUGGAGGAGCUGGGCUACGAGUACAUGGAGGUGGGCUCAGAGCCGGGAGCCCCCCCGGGCGCCCCCCCGGCUCGGGGGCAGGAGGAGGAGGACUACGAGUACAUGAACAAGCAGCCGCGGCUGAGCCGCUCGCUGGGCAGCGUGGUGGGGGGGCCAGGACCCCGACAGGAGGGUGGCCCCCCCCGGCACGAUGGCUACACUGACAUGCGCCCGGGGGAGGCCCCCCCGGCCCCCGAGGAGGAACAGGGCUACGAGGAGAUGGAGGCGGUGCUGGCCCCCCGCUGCCCCGGCUGCCGUGCCCCCCCCGGCCCCCCCACCCCCUGCAUGAAGCCCCUGCGGAGCCUGGAGGCUUCAGACUGCGCGUUCGACAACCCCGACUACUGGCACAGCCGCCUCUUCGCCAAGGCGGACGCCCAGCGGACGUAGGGGACCCCCCCGGCCCCCCCCAUCCCGCUGCCUUCCCGGCCCCCCCGCGGCUGUUUACACUGGAUAUGAAGGAUCCUCGCCCCCCGCCCCCCCCGCCCAGGGGUACGAGCCGCAGCGUGGGCAGGGGGCCUGGGGGGCUGCAGCCCCUUGGGGUGCACCCGCUCUCUGCCAGCCUUUCCUGGGGUGUGGGGGCGGUGAGGCUGAUCCUCAGCUGGGGAGGGGGCAGGGGGGCUCCGGGCCCCUGGGUCCCCCUCCUGCUGUGCUCAGUGGGUGCCCCCCAGCCGCUCCCCCUGGCUGCAGGUGCUCCCCCCUCCCCGUCUGGGGCUGGGGGUCCCCGUCUGGUGCUGCCUGGGGGUGCAGGCAGACGAGGCCAGGCGGGGAGUUCUGGGUACGAAGGACCCCAGACUCAUUUUCAGGUUUCCCCGUUCCCUGCUGGAGCCCAAGUGAAGGUUUGGGGGUGCCCCCUCCCCCUCCCCAGGCACUUCAGAACGUGUCCCCUGGGCGGGGGGUGGUGGUGCCUGUUACGACUUGGGGGUCCCGAGCCACAGUGGGGGGGGGGCUGUCUGCGCAGCUUCCCCCUGCCCAGCCCUACGGUGAGACCCUGGAGAAUCCCCUUUCCAUGAUGUUAUCCCUGGGUUUGCAUGGGACGGGGGGGGGGGGCCCAUCGGGGUCCCCCCCCUGGCUCGUGGUAUCGCCCCGGUGCCCCCGGGUGCAGCGGGGUGCAUGGGGCAGGUUUGUAAAUGCUGAAUAAAGACAAAGAGAAUUUGA
Molecule: messenger RNA, 4677 nt
Organism: Falco peregrinus (peregrine falcon)
Lineage: Eukaryota; Metazoa; Chordata; Aves; Falconiformes; Falconidae
Gene: ERBB3
Product: erb-b2 receptor tyrosine kinase 3
Biological process (GO): protein phosphorylation; nervous system development; positive regulation of kinase activity
Cellular component (GO): signaling receptor complex; basal plasma membrane
Molecular function (GO): neuregulin binding; neuregulin receptor activity; ATP binding
Source: RefSeq, a predicted model, not a curated record